This is a messenger RNA of Gossypium arboreum, 3827 nucleotides long. RefSeq names its product receptor-like protein 7. The transcript is spliced from 2 exons. The coding region runs from base 400 to 3774 and encodes 1124 amino acids. Gene Ontology annotation, molecular function: protein binding. The record is from RefSeq and is a predicted model, not a curated record. Lineage: Eukaryota; Viridiplantae; Streptophyta; Magnoliopsida; Malvales; Malvaceae.
ACACCAAUCAAAGCCUUGGUAUGAUUUUUCCAAGUUGCUAAAAGAAGCUACAAACUUCAACCGAAGUCUAUUGAACAAAAUAAAUGCUAAAGAAAAUCCCACGAAACAACGCGUCAUGUGCUGAUACUGACAAGCCAAAGUCUACAACUAAAACUAUGUACACACGGUUUGACGGUUCUUUCUUUUGCCUACCACCCCAUUUCUUCGCUUCUUCUCCAUUUUCAGAGUUUCCACCUUCAUUCUACAUUUUACUAAAAGGGUUGGUUUUUUAAUUGGCUGCCACUCAAACGGUUUAUGCUGAAAACUCGUGGUUGUGCACUUGCUCCUUCCUCAACUUAGUGCCAUUGCUAUCUUCUUCAUAACUCUUUGUUGUAUUGGUAUCUCUCAUUAUUGAUACUAAUGAGGAUGUCACUCUUUUCAUUGCUUUUCUUGAAUUCUUUUGUAUUGGUUAUGCUUAUUGUUGAUGUGGUUUUGGUUUCGGCUCAAUGUCAAAAUGAUCAGAGUCGGUUGUUGCGUCAACUUGAAAGCAGCUUCAGCUACAAUCCAACUUCAUCAGGAAAGCUGGUGCCACUGAAAUGGAAUCAAAGCACAGAUUGUUGUUUCUGGGAUGGUGUACAUUGCGAUGGAGAUGGUCAUGUUAUCAGUCUUGACUUGAACAGCAGAUCAAUUUCAAGUUCAAUUGACAAUUCAAGUAGUCUUUUCCGUCUUCAACAUCUUCAGUGGCUCAAUUUGGCUUAUAACAAAUUCAAGCCAGUUUUUCCUACUGUGUUUGAUAAGCUGGAGAAUUUGAGUUAUCUUAACUUGUCCAAUGCUGGCUUUAAAGGGAAAAUUCCAAUAGAGAUAUCACGCUUGACAAGGUUGGUCACUCUUGAUUUAUCUGUAUCUUCACUUCUUGGAAGAUCAUUGAAACUUGAGAAGCCAAACCUAGAGAUGCUUGUUCAAAAUCUCAAGAGGCUGAGAUUUCUCUAUCUUGAUGGAGUAAAUAUAUCAGCUACGGGGAAUGAGUGGUGCAAGGCUUUAUUGCCGCUGACUGAGUUGCAAGAAUUGAGCAUGUCCUACUGUUAUCUUUCAGGACCUAUACUUUCUUCACUUUCCAGUCUCCGAUCUCUCUCGGUAAUUCGCUUGGACAAUAACAAUUUGUCGGCUUCAGUUCCACAAUUCUUUACAGAAUUUGAAAAUUUGACUUCCCUUCGUCUUACUGCCACUGGGUUGCGUGGAAGAGUGCCAGAAGAUAUUUUCCAGAUACGUACAUUGCAAAUUCUUGAUUUGUCAACCAACAAAUUACUCGAAGGUUCAUUUCCAAAUUUUCCUCUCAAUGCUUCUCUUCAAACUCUCACACUUAGUGGCACAAAUUUCAGGGGGCAAGUACCAGAAUCUAUCGGUAAUCUUGAGCAAUUGACAAGAAUAGAGCUUGUGGGUUGCAAUUUCAGUGGAGCCAUACCCAAAACAAUGAAGAACCUUACCCAACUUGUGUAUCUGGAUUUUUCCUUUAACCAUUUUUCUGGUCCAAUACCACCAUUCUCAUCAUCCAGAAAUCUUACACAACUAAGCCUUGCUCAUAAUCAGUUAAAGGGCACAAUUGAUUCCACCAACUGGUCCGGCCUUUCUAAACUAGUAAGUAUUGACUUACAAAACAACAUGUUAAGUGGAACCAUUCCCCCAAAUUUGUUUUGCAUUCCAUCACUGCGAAGACUUUUCCUUUCUCAGAACCAAUUCAAGGGUAACCUUGGUGACCUUCAUUGUAGGGCCUCUUCUUUGCUUGACACCUUUGAUCUUAGUAGCAACAAGUUACAAGGGCAAUUCCCAAUGUCUGUGUUUGAACUCCGUGGACUGAAGUUCCUAUCACUUUCUUCAAACAAGUUCAGUGGUUUGAUUCCGAUGAGGGCCCUUCAGAACCUGAAGAAUCUUUCCUCUCUUGAUCUCUCAUAUAACAGUUUGUCUAUUGAUGCCACUGAUACUAAUGUUUCCUCACUUUCUUUCCCUAACAUCACCACAUUGAAGUUGAUAUCUUGCAACUUAACGGAGUUCCCUGAUUUUUUGACAUAUCAGUCUAGAUUAUCCUAUCUAGACCUUUCAAACAACCAGAUUCAAGGGAAAAUACCGAAUUGGAUUUGGAAAGUGAGAAGCCUUAGAUACCUAAAUCUUUCUAAAAACUUCCUUGUAAAAUUUGAAAGAUCUUUGGAGAAUAUAAAUUCUAGUCUCAAUGUUUUGGACCUGCAUGGCAAUCGAUUGCAAGGGAAAAUUGAAAUUCUUCCAUCAAGUGCCACCUAUUUGGAUUACUCAAACAACAAUUUUAACUCUGUUUUACCAGCUCAGAUCGGUGACUUCCUCCAGUUUGCUUAUUUCUUCUCUGUCUCGGGCAAUAACUUCAAGGGGAGUAUUCCCAAGUCGAUAUGCAGUAGCUUAUAUCUCAGAGUACUUGAUAUGUCUGAUAAUUACUUGAGUGGGCCAAUUCCUAAAUGCCUGACUCGAAUGAGUGCAUCUCUUGGAGUACUGAAUCUAAGGGGAAACAAUCUCAGUGGCAUCAUUUCUGACACUUUUCCAGAAAGUUGUAAGUUGCAAACUCUAGAUCUCAAUCAGAACCGAUUGGAAGGAAAGGUUCCAGAAUCACUGCGGAAUUGCAAAAAGCUGGAGGUUGUAAACAUUGGCAACAAUCAGAUCAGUGGCAGCUUCCCAUGCCAUUUGAAGAAUAUAUCUAAGUUGCGUAUCCUUGUUUUACGAUCUAACAAAUUCAAUGGCAGUAUUCAUUGUCACAAGAACAAUAUUGGCUGGCCAAUGCUUCAGAUUGUUGACUUAGCAUCCAAUAAUUUUAGCGGUAAACUGCAUCAAAAAUGUUUGGCGACCUGGAAGGGUAUGCAGGUUCCUGAGAAUGAAGACCAGUCAAAGGUCAAACAUCUUGAGUUUCAGUUUCUUGAAUUCUAUCCAAAUCACUAUCAAGAUGCAAUAACAGUUACCAUCAAAGGUUUAGAGUUGGAGCUGGUGAAGAUCCUAACCGUGUUCACCACCAUUGACAUUUCUUGUAACAACUUUGAAGGGCGAAUACCAGAAGUCAUUGGAACAUUCAAAGAACUUUAUGGCCUAAACUUUUCACAUAAUGCUUUCACAGGGUCAAUGCCAUCAUUUUUAGGGAACCUGCAACAGCUUGAGUCCUUGGACCUCUCAAGUAAUUACUUGAGUGGUGGGAUUCCAUUGCUGCUUGUAAACCUCAAUUUCCUUUCAUUUCUUAAUAUCUCGAACAAUAAGCUAUUUGGACAGAUCCCAACUGGCACCCAGCUUCAAACGUUUUCAAAAGCUUCAUUUGAGAACAACCCUGGAUUGUGUGGGGCUCCUCUAACUGUAAAGUGUGCAAAUGUAUUUCGACCUACAACACAUACAGUGCCGGAAUUACAAUCAGUGGAUGGAUUAGAUUGGCUGUUCAUAUUCCUGGGGGUGGGAUUUGGUGCAGGAGCAGCAGCAUUUGCUGUACCCUUACUACUUUGGAAGACAGCAAGUAAAUGGGUUGAUGGCAACGUUGAUAAAAUCCUUGAGAUCAUCCUUCCAAAGGUGGGUCUCACUUACACACGUCCUAGUGACUUGAAGGUUGAGGCAGAUGAAAAUCCUGAGGAAGACAAGACAGAAAUUGAUGACGAUGAUGAAGAAGACGAAGACGAAGAAAGCAAGGAAACCACGGAAGAAUUUUGCGGGAGAUACUGUGUGUUUUGCUCCAAACUUGACAAUAACACCAUGAAGAAGAUAAAGAAGGAAUCCACCAUGGAAAGGGGUAACGAAAAAUGAACAUUUAAAUUCGGAUCCUCAGUAAAUAAUUGAAAGCAAUUUUCAACUCUUAA